AUGACUUCCACCACUAGCGCUCAGACAAAUGCGAAGCGCGUCCGCCUUCGGGAGCUGAUUCCCGAAAUCAGGCUGGGCAAGUGGGAGCGCACUGGACCAAAAAAUGGCAUCACCGACGUCAAAGGGGUGCUCGUUCAUACGGAAUCAAUUCACGACAAGGAAAAGGGGGUCAAUACCGGUGUGACGACCAUUGUGCCGCGCAAGGAGUGGAUGGAACAGGCAUGCUACGCUGGCAUGUUCCGCUACAACGGCUGCGGCGAGCUCACUGGUAGUCAUUGGCUCGAUGAUACGGGACUUUUGGGCAGCCCAAUUGUGCUCAGCAAUAGUUUUGCAGUUGGCGCUUGCCAUACAGGCAUUUACCAAUACGGCGCACGGCACUACCGAAAUCAGAGCGGCGACAUUGACUGGUUCCUGAUGCCGGUGGUUGGCGAGACAUAUGACGGCAUGCUCAACGACCUCUCGCAGUUUGUGGUGACGCCGGAGCACGUCAUCCGCGGAAUUGAAAAGGCGUCUUCCGACCCGGUGCCCGAGGGCAACACUGGCGGAGGAACGGGCAUGACCUGCCACGGCUUCAAGGCCGGCACCGGCACCUCGAGCCGCCUCGUGCCCGGCCUGGACCAGGACGGCAAGGAGACGGACUACACGGUCGCCGCGCUGGUGCAGGCCAACUACGGCCGUCUGUACUCGUUUACCGUCGCCGGCGCGCCCGUGGGCCGCAUCCUGUGGGAGGAGCAGGGCCGCGAGGCGGCCGCCAAGAAGGCGCGCGACGAGUACGAAAAGGCAAAGAGCAUCAAAGACGGCAGCAUCAUUGUCGUCAUUGCGACCGACGCGCCGCUCAACCCGGUGCAGCUGCAGCGCCUCGCCCGCCGCGCCACCCGCGGCGUCUCCCGCGUCGGCGGCUACGGCAACACCAACAGCGGCGACAUCUUCAUGGCCUUUAGCACCGGCACCGUUGCGCCGGGCCAGUACGAAUCGGGCGCCAUUGAGCAGGCGCCGGACAGGGCGGAGCUGCUGCAGCACAAGGCCGUGGACGAGCGCAAAAUGGACAGCCUGCUCGAGGCCGCGGGCGAGGCGACCGAGGAGGCCAUUCUGAACGCGAUUUGCAUGGCGGAGACGCUGACGGGGUUUCGGGGCCGCACCGUGGAGGCGAUGCCGCUGGAGAGGGUUAAGAAUAUCGUGCAGAGGCACAUUGAUCUCGAAAAGGAGCUCGCGGCGAAGCAGAAUUAG
Messenger RNA from Beauveria bassiana ARSEF 2860, 1227 nucleotides. Its product is annotated as peptidase family S58. The record is from RefSeq and is a predicted model, not a curated record. The transcript has a single exon. Gene Ontology annotation, molecular function: aminopeptidase activity. NCBI's taxonomy places the organism in Eukaryota, Fungi, Ascomycota, Sordariomycetes, Hypocreales, Cordycipitaceae. The coding region runs from base 1 to 1227 and encodes 408 amino acids.